AUGGCUGCACCGAAGUUGGCUAGAAUUGGAGGGAGCAAAGUUCGCAGUGGCUGUGUUACGUGCAAGGCUCGUCACCUGAAGUGCGACGAAGAGCGUCCCAGUUGCCAGAGAUGCAUCCGAAGCAAGAGAGAAUGCAAGGGAUAUGUCGACCAAGCGAAGAUCACCAAGCCGCGCAGGAAGGGCCAGGCUUUUGUUGUUUAUGUCCCGGACCCCCUCUUCACGAUGACUUCCCUUCCGGACAUGGACUGGAGAGAAAAGAGAUCGUUCAACUUUUUUCGGAAUCGAACCGCUGGUGAAUUGGCAGGAUACUUCCGUCCUGAGUUGUGGUCUCGAUUUGUACUGACCACGGCGCAUCAUGAGGACGCCAUCAAGCACGCGGUCAUAUCUAUUGGUGGUCUACAUGAACUGUUCCUGUGCCAUCCACCACCCUCGGACUCCACUCUGCUUGCAUUUGCCAUGCAGCACUACGGCAGAGCGAUGCAACAUGUGGUCAAGCUUGAUACAAGCAAAUCUGCACGGGCAGUUGAUGUUGCAUUGACCGUGUCAGUCCUCUUCGCCUGCAUUGAGAUUCUUCGAACACACUUUGCCUCUUCGCUGAGUCACAUAUACUCAGGCAUGAGAAUAUUAGCAGAGCUUGCCCGUCGUUCUGAGAAUACCCCAGAACAUUACCUGCCGAGGCAUCUCUUGGUCCAAAUGUACCUAAGACUAGACACCCAGGUCAUGGAGUUUGGGAGGGAUGGAUUCCAAGCUCCUCCUGCCUUUGCGAUAACCUCUGUCACUCCAGUCCCCGCCACUUUCACCGAUGUGGACGACGCUCGGUCGGCCUUCGAAAUGUAUCGCUAUCAGAUAUCGCACUUGACACGCAAUGUCCAAGCGGCGAAAAUGGAGUGUGAUUCACCCACCUUGUAUUUUCAGAGCCUUGAGGAAAGAUAUCAGCUCCUUCGACAGCACUUCAACGACUGGGGAGUCGCCUUUCAGCGCAUGCUACAACGGAAACGAAGCCACGACCUUGCCGCACUAACCCUCAAAGCCUCGAGCAUUGCUCUUGACAUCACUUUAAGUUCAUGCAUGGAAUGCAAUGAGACGGUCUUUGACCUAUGCACGGAGAAAUUCAGGGAGUUACUCGCUACUUCAGAGGAGAUCGUGCAAAGAAUGCUGCAAGACUCUAGACCGAGAAGGUCAUCUAAACGUCUUGAAACCGGCUGCCAAGAUGACUCUCACAGUCGUUCUGAGCCUGCCAUUUCCAUGAACCUUGGGAUUGUUCCGCAUCUCUACAUGGCAGCAACGAGGUGCCGGGAACCAGAGCUUCGACACAGGUCUUUGUUCUUGCUGAAGACGAUCAAACGACGAGAAGGGAUCUGUGACAGUGACAUGUUGGCAGCAUUCGUGGAAAGACUGGCCGUAGAGAAAGAUGGAGCUCAAAGACGAAUACAAGUUGUGCACAGCAGGACCAAGAGGCAGAGUGAGCUUUCCUUGUCGACACAAAUCCCGGAGAGUAUGGGAAUCUCCAAUACUCAACACCAGCCGCCAGAUCUUGACACCAUGUGA
This is a messenger RNA of Fonsecaea pedrosoi CBS 271.37, 1548 nucleotides long. RefSeq lists its product as uncharacterized. The transcript has 2 exons. Gene Ontology annotation, biological process: regulation of DNA-templated transcription. Gene Ontology annotation, molecular function: zinc ion binding; DNA-binding transcription factor activity, RNA polymerase II-specific. The record is from RefSeq and is a predicted model, not a curated record. Lineage: Eukaryota; Fungi; Ascomycota; Eurotiomycetes; Chaetothyriales; Herpotrichiellaceae. The coding region runs from base 1 to 1548 and encodes 515 amino acids.